Galendromus occidentalis (western predatory mite) is the source of this 970-nucleotide messenger RNA. RefSeq names its product glutathione S-transferase 1. NCBI's taxonomy places the organism in Eukaryota, Metazoa, Arthropoda, Arachnida, Mesostigmata, Phytoseiidae. Gene Ontology annotation, molecular function: glutathione transferase activity. The record is from RefSeq and is a predicted model, not a curated record. Gene Ontology annotation, biological process: glutathione metabolic process. The transcript has 4 exons. Bases 101 to 745 code for a protein of 214 amino acids.
GACAGCUCUUGAACAAGAAAAUCGCUCGCCGGAUUUCAGUCAUUUGUCCAGUGUUCGGUGGAGCAGCGGAUAAAGUGCGUCCCCUGGCUAAUUGGAGAUUAUGGGAGUGGUUCUCUAUUUCCACGGCUGGUUUCCGCCUUCGAGAGCUGUCCACUGGCUUCUGACGUGGACCGGCAUACCCUUCGAGCUUAAAACGAUGGGCGCUCGCGGUGAGACCAGUCAGCCUUGGUUCCAUCAGAUCAAUCCUCAACACACAAUCCCGGCUAUUGUGGACGGUGACUUCAAGCUGGCAGAGUCUCGCGCCAUCUGCACUUAUCUCAUCAACAAAUACGCGCCGGGGCAUGCUCUCUACCCGACCUGCCCCCAGAAAAGAGCUGUGGUUGACAGAUUCUUGUACUUCGACAUCGGUACGCUCUACAAGGCAAUCGGGGAAUAUUUCUACCCCAAGCUCAUCCACGGAAAGGAAUACGAUACCGAGAAGGAGCAGAAGCUCAAGGAAGUCCUCGGCUUCCUCGAGACUUUCAUCGGAGACCACGAUUUCAUUACGGGCAAGGAGCCUUCGGUCGCCGAUCUUUGCAUCGGGUCGAGCUUGACCAUGCUCGAGGUCACGAGCUACGGAUUCCCCGGAUUCCCCAAAGCUGAGGCUUACUACAACCGCGUCAAGCAGCUUCCUCAUUGGGACGAAUGCCAUGCGAAGGGCAUCGAGGGCUUCAAACAGUUCCUUGCCAGCAAAACGGCUGCGUAAAUCGGAUCUGCCCACGCACACACGGAAUAUGACAUUUCGCAUCGAACAAAAACUGAAUAUCGGACACCCGCGGAAGUAUGCACCCGACCGAGGAACGAAAAUGUGUCGCUCCUUCGGAUCAAAACAUUCGACCUGGGACUGAUCGAGAUCUGACAAGAUCCGUCACGGGUCCGAUCUGAUAUUUUUCGAAAAUGUUUACCUCGGAAAUAAAUUCUGAUCGUUCCU